Molecule: messenger RNA, 6142 nt
Organism: Venturia canescens
Lineage: Eukaryota; Metazoa; Arthropoda; Insecta; Hymenoptera; Ichneumonidae
Gene: Ret
Product: Ret oncogene
Exons: 19
Coding region: 901-4533 (1210 amino acids)
Biological process (GO): multicellular organism development; cell surface receptor protein tyrosine kinase signaling pathway; protein phosphorylation
Cellular component (GO): plasma membrane; signaling receptor complex; axon
Molecular function (GO): ATP binding; transmembrane receptor protein tyrosine kinase activity
Source: RefSeq, a predicted model, not a curated record
CACCGUGGCGUCGUGACGCUGAGACGACGAUCCUCGAUAUCGCUAUUUGACAGCCUUGUCAACACGCGGUUUUACGAGCGCAUAAUAAAAAAUUCAUUUUGUCACAAUAAAUUGCAUUAAAAAAAAAAAAUAAAACACAAAAUAAAACAUGGACUAUCGAUGAAUGUUACGAAUAAAAAUUCUUAAACAAACUGACUUUAACAGAAAAAUUUUCGUCGGAAUCGAUUGAAGAAAAAAAUCGAUCGUUUCUCAUUCGUUAUUUGCUGAGGUGUUCGUUGACAUCCUGCAAUUAUUUUUUCACUCAAAAUUUUGUUAUCAACGUUAUAAAUAAUUGACUGAAAGUGUUUGAAAAAGUUUGUUCGUUCUUAACAAUUAGUAACUCCUUUAUUUAUUUCGUGAGCAAAUCUUUAUCGUUGGCAAUCGAAUGAUUUUGCGGGCACGUUGGUGACGAUGAGUUUGAAAAAUAUCUCGAUGGGAAAAAAACUUUGGAGUUUGUAGAAUCGAUCGUGUGUGUGUGUGUGUGUGUUCGUCUGUGUGUACGUUCGUCGCGAUAUUGGUAGCGGCGAGGAAAGGUGAACGAUGACGGUGGGUCUGAAGAGUGAGGAGAGCACGAAGAGGCCACGUGCGGAAUCGUGUGAACAUUAAUUAGAAAAUAAAAGGAAAAAUAGAGGAAAAAACAUUCGAAAAGAAAAGAGAUAAAAAGGCUUAGGAAACGCUGAACGCGUUCGAUAUUUGCAUUCGAUGGCCGGCAAGCGGCGAACGAGUUCAAUGACUCAACGCUGACUGUACGAUCGUUGGCCAUUUUUCAAAAGCCAUACGAUAAAAGAGGAUACAAGAAAGUGGGACUUGACUUCCAAUUCUCGAAUUUUUCGUCGCAGGAAGAAUUGCCCGAUUGUGAAAAUGGGAAACUCCGGAACACCCAGAGCUUCGGCUCCCCUCCGACUGGCCCUUCCUCUUCUUCUUCUCUUCGCAGCAUUUGCAUCAGCUUUGUACUUCCCGCAAUCGAACUUGACCCUUCGCUUGCCCUACUUGGCUGGAGACGAGGGCAAAUCCGACCUGGAACUGGUACUACUCAGCUUGAGAACUCUCAGAAACGAUUCGAGUGCUCCCAAAGAACCAAAAUAUAAUAUCGCGUCGCCCAGGGAAAGUUUCGCCUCCCUCGAUUCGAGGACCGGCGGCGACAUUGUGCUGCAUUCGAUGCCCAAGAAAGGGGCGACGAAAACCCUGAUUGUCGAAGCCAGAGAACGCGGCAGCGAUGAAGCAAUACUCGGAAUUACCGUUGAACCAAUCGUCGCCAAGAGCAACAGGAUUAAUUGCACGGAGUACGUACAGGAUGUAUGCUUCUGGCACGUGGCACGUUACAAAAUCUAUGAAAACCAGCCAGCCACGAUGCUCGGAAAAAUCGGACCUUCGAUAUAUCGACAGCUUUGUCCAGAACUUCACAUCGUCAGAUACGAGCUGCUGAAUGGCACGAAUUACGUUCACAUACUGGACGAUGAACUUUACUCUAACGCGUCACUGGAUCGCGACACUUCCAAGUUUCCUGGAGGUCCAGGACCUCGCAUCACUGUCGCAGUUCGCUGCGUCGUUUGGGAUGGAAAUACCGGCAUUCAACACGUCAGAGACUCCAAUAUCAACGUCAAUGUUCUCGACGAAGAUGACAAUCCACCGAUCGCUCAGAUCAACAAAACGAUACAAAUUUUGCUGAGUGAUUUUUCUGCGGGGCACCGACUCGACAGCAACGAACUGGUGUUCAAGGACGCCGAUUCCAUCACGAGCAAUCGUUACGUGGCGAGAAUUUUGGGUGACACUGAAAAUGCUUUGAACAUAACUUACGACACGAUGUCGGUGGAGCAUUACGCAAGACCGGAGCCGCCAUCGACAGCGAUUUAUGCGAGAAUUUUCGCGAGAACGACGUUAUUGCCGAAGUCUCCGUACAAAGUCAUCCUGCAAGUGACGGACGAGAGUCUCCUCCCCGGUUACGGAAAAAAAUCGGUCAACAUUUCAAUAUCAUUCGUCGGUCCCCAACACCACGCUUCGCCAACGACAGUUUCCCCGCCGACGAAAAGGCCGAUAUCAUUUCCAGGGAGCGUCACGAUCGCGAGAUCAUCGACGAUUUAUUCGCGCCUCGUUCAGCCGCUUUUCAAGCCGAAUCAAGCUGCGGUAUUCACGAUACAGGAUUCGAAAAUAUUCAACGUCACUCGUAAAAACGGAAUAGUCUACGUGGCGAAUUCCACGCUCUUGCAAUCGGCUCCGACUGCAAUAUCCUUGACGAUCCAGUGGCGGAUUUCCGAGCACAAACAAUCCUCCGCGACUUUGAUCGUCAAUCUCGUCGACGCUGUCAUCGCCAAGGGGAGCUCGUGCAAUCGGACGAGCGUCGCUCACUCCUGUGCCAACUUUGCAUCACAAAAGGAGUGCGAAUCUCAUUGCGGCAUCGGCAGCGGCUCUCUGCACGAAAAUACGUUGACGAGCGAGUGCGUUUGGCGUUCGAACAACAUGGUGGGAAUGACGGAACGGUACCAAACGUGUUCGCCGAACCUGACCCACUGUCCUGACAACGUUUGCGACGACCUCGAGCGCUUGGAUUCUCGGAUAUGCCCACAGGACUGUGCCACGGAAUCGGAAGUACACUUCGCUAUUCUGAAUAAAGAUGGUCGGGGGAUAUCGAGCGCAUCUGGCAUAUGCAAGUGCGAUGACGAGAUGCAGUGCACCUGCGGCCUCUUCCACGGAAACAGCGUCGAUGGGAACUCAAACGGCGGAAACAAAUCGAAGAGGGAACGGAAGAAGGAGGCGGUCGUCUCGGAUGCUCGCAAAGCUUCGGACGGUGGUUGCGGUCCGACCUGCAUGAUCGGAGCCGUCGGUGCGAGCUUUUUCGUCCUCAUCGUCUUCGUCAGCGCCUUCGUUAUGUGGAGAUACCGGGGCACGAAAAAGAGUUUGCGACGCGAGUGCAAGCACAGAGGGGUCGACGGAGCCAACGGACUAGGAAUAUUACCAUCCGAUUACCUCGAUCGUGGCGACGGUCACUUGAUCGGUUUGGAUUCCUUCAGCGGUUUGAAUCGAAGUCUUCUCUUGCCCAAAGCAUCACCGCCCGAUCCAAAGUGGGAGUUCCCGCGUUCUCGAUUAACCAUCGAACAAGUAUUGGGCGAGGGGGAAUUCGGACGAGUUCUGAGAGCCAAAGCAGUCGAUAUUGGAGGUUGGCCAGGGCCUACAACAGUUGCAGUUAAAACUCUCAAAGAAGAUGCGAGUGCAUCCGAACUCGCUGAUCUCCUCUCCGAAUAUCAGUUGCUUAAGGAGGCUCAACAUCCCAACGUCAUCAGACUCCUCGGCGCUUGCACCUCGCCCGGGGGUCCGGUUUACCUGAUCAUCGAAUUCGCUGAAUUCGGCUCCUUAAGGAACUAUUUGCGACGAAGUCGUCACUUGGAAUCGGAGGGACGAGCACCUUGUUCGACCUCGUUAUUAUCAGCAUCUCCAGGAAACGCCCGCGAGGAAUUGCAGACGAAUGACACGACGUCAAACUACGCGAUAACGCCACGUGACAUUUUGUCUUUCGCUUGGCAAAUAAGCAAGGGAAUGGCCUAUUUGACGGACAUUAAGUUGGUGCAUCGCGAUCUAGCAGCACGAAACGUUCUUCUGGCGACUGGAAAAGUUUGCAAAAUAUCUGAUUUUGGACUGACGCGCGACGUUUAUGAAGACGAUGCUUACUUAAAGCGUAGCAAAGGCCGAGUGCCUGUCAAGUGGAUGGCACCAGAGUCCCUGGCAGACCACGUUUACACGAGUAAAUCGGACGUUUGGAGUUUCGGUGUCCUGCUAUGGGAAUUAGUGACAUUGGGAGCAUCCCCUUAUCCCGGUGUCGAUGUGCAUAAUCUUUAUAACUUACUGAAGGCCGGUUAUCGAAUGGAGAGGCCAGCAAACUGCUCCACCCAACUAUACAAAUUGAUGGUUUCGUGUUGGCACGACGAGCCUGGCAUGAGGCCAUCGUUCAAGGAGCUCACCUGUCAUUGGGAACGAAUGCUCGAAGAUGGGGUCGAGUAUCUCGACCUGAAUCCUCGCACUGUCCACAAUCAGGCGUAUUUCGCAUCACUUCAUGCGCUGGACAGUCCUACGAGUUCCAGUGUCGAGGGUAUGACGAAUGGAAACUUGAGUAUAAUAAGGACCGAGGCAUUCAACUACAUGAGCAAACCAUCGGAGGAGCCGAUUAAAAAGUGUGACAAAGUUGACAAGCUGCAGGCACUUUGGCACGAGCCGAUAGCAUCGUUUCCUGAAGAAUCAGGAAAAUGCGCUCCGGCAUCGUACGAGAACGAUCGUACGGUGAAUAUCAACGCGAAUCACUACGAGAGUCCGAUUAAAUUGCGGAACUUGAGUGUCGCGAGUAACAGCGAGAACGAUCUCAAGACGCCGAGCAACGAGAGGCCGCAGUCCUACAUUGACAUGGCUGGUAAAAGGGGGCAAAAUGGUCACGACGAUUUGUUGAUGUUCAAUAACAUCGAUCGAAUCGAUAAAGACGAUCGAGCGAACAGUCAAACCAAGCAGUGAGCUUAUUGCCACAUCGAUCUCGUUGACUCGAUCGAAGAAUGAGAAAAUACUAGCCUGGAAUGGCGAAAUCUUCGUGGAGAAACCGUCGAAACGUCUCCGAAGAAAAGGUGAGAAAAAAGAAAGAAUUAUUUUUGCAAAUAUCGAACAAAUUUCCGGAGGAUCUCUCGUGGUUAAUUCCCCUCGGAAAAAUGCAGAAAAAUCGGAUACUUUUUCGAAAAUAUUCAAUAAAAUCUGCUCCGAUCACAAUAAAAUGAAAUGUGCUCGAAAACAAACCUUAAAAAAGCACUUCCGAUGUCCCGGAAGUGGCGAAAUCGAAGUUAUUCGAGAAUUGAAAAAAAAUCAUGUCAGAACUCAAAGAUUUUGAGGAAUUCGAAGGAGUGGAGCGAACCGAGUAAUCGAAAGUCAAGUCGACAGGAGGAAAUAGAGAGAGAGAGAGAGAGAGAGAACACAUUACCUGAUCGUAGGAUAAGUAACUUUUAUUUAACUCGAGAUCUAUGAAAAUUGAGACUAGUCUUUCUAACCGAAGUUACGAGUUAUAAGUUGAACGAGGCGAAUCAAAAUCCCAAAUAAAAUGAAGAUAAAUGAUAAGUCGACGAAGAAAUAGUGGAAUAAUCGAAAAAAAAUCGAAUGGGAGAAGCGAUCUCAAGGAAUCUUGAUUAUUCAAUUCACGAAGCAUUUGAAGGACCAAGCGAAGAGGCUCGAUGGAAAUUCACCAAAAAGUGUGCAAAGUCCAAACGAAUGAAUCGAGAUUCGUACCAAAAUCAAGAUAAAAACAAAUAACCUCUGACCUAUUUUUAUCGUAUUUAAUACCGUUACGUAAACUAAUUGAAAUUCAUGAAAAUAAUGGAAAUAAUAUCGAUUCAAUUAAAAACGAAUCAUAAUAAUAAUGAUGAUAAUAAUGGAGGUAGAAUUGGUGAAAUAUUGCGAAUGAUUGACCGACGCGAAUCUUGCAUCUACGUAGAUAGUCUCUAGAUCUAUAUUAACACACAUAUUUAUAUAAUUCUCGUUGAAUUUUGUAUUUUAUGAAAGAAGAAACAAGCAAAUCCCAUUUUGUUCAUUCAGCGAGUUCGUGACUCGCCGGUUUAUGCUUCCUAUUAAUUGUAUUUCGUUGAGCUCGUACAGUUUGAAAAAAAAAAGUGAAAAAAGUCGUCUCCGUCGUCUAGAGAACACUCAGAAUACGAUUGACGUUUCAUUCAAAAGCUUUUUUUCCUGAUUUUUUCCUGAAUAAACCAAUAUCGAAAGCGAAAGACUGCGUUUCCCGUACCUUAAUGACAGACUAAUAAAAAUAACGUCAUUAUUUUGUACUUCUAACGUUUAGAAUUAAUAAUGACGAAAGAAAGAAUAUAAACAUUCCACUAUAAAUACUAUUUAUUAUACGAUAGAAUAUUCUCGUGUAAAAAUAUAGAAAUAUAUAUGUAAAUGUAAAUUACAUAGCAAGUAUGUCGUCAGACAAUUGUAAUCGUGAUGUAAUUUUUAUGAAAAUGUAAUGCAAACUCUGACGAAGUUGUAAUGCACCUUGGGCGAUAAAGCAUCCUGUGCACAAUUCAGCUUUUUCAAAAUUUUUCGAAUAUGACGUGACGAAUAAAGUGCUAACUUUCCAAAGGUGAAA